AUGGCUGAAGCAAACGGUAACCCCGCCACGCCUGCUCCACUGACGAAAGAGGAGGAGGAGAGGCUGAAGUACUUGGAGUUUGUCCAAGCAGCAGCGCUUCACGCUCUGGUGACGUUCACGAACCUCUACGUCUACGCCAAGGACAAGGCCGGUCCGUUGAAGCCUGGUGUGGAGACCGUCGAAGGAACUGUUAAGACCGUGGUUGGCCCUGUUUACGAUAAGUUCCAGGACGUCCCCAUUGAAGUCCUCAAGUUCGUUGAUCGCAAGGUAGAUGAAUCUGUUACUAGCAUCGACCGCCGUGUGCCACCUGUUGUCAAGCAAGUGUCGGCCCAGGCAUUCUCAGCAGCACAGGCUGCCCCGGGAGCUGCCCGGGCUGUGGCCACCGAGGUUCAGCGAUCCGGUGUGAAGGAAACCAUGACUGGGUUGGCGAAAACCGUCUACACCAAGUACGAGCCCAAGGCGAAGGAGCUGUACACGGCGUACGAGCCUAAAGCCGAGCAGUGUGCUGUCUCGGCCUGGCGAAGGCUCAACCAGCUUCCUCUCUUCCCUCAGGUGGCUCAAGUGGUUGUCCCAUCGGCCGCUUAUUGGUCCGAGAGGUACAACGAGACAGUGGCCAGCACUGCUGAGAAAGGUUACAAGGUGUCUUCUUACUUGCCUCUAGUGCCUACUAAGAGGAUCGCCAAGGUGUUCAGUGAUGAUGCUGCAGCAGCUCCACAAUUGAUUUCUAACUGA
Linum trigynum is the source of this 732-nucleotide messenger RNA. The record is from the annotation of a GenBank genome assembly. Lineage: Eukaryota; Viridiplantae; Streptophyta; Magnoliopsida; Malpighiales; Linaceae.